Astyanax mexicanus (Mexican tetra) is the source of this 4178-nucleotide messenger RNA. RefSeq names its product transcription termination factor, RNA polymerase II (gene ttf2). Lineage: Eukaryota; Metazoa; Chordata; Actinopteri; Characiformes; Acestrorhamphidae. The transcript has 23 exons. The record is from RefSeq and is a predicted model, not a curated record. Gene Ontology annotation, molecular function: ATP binding; ATP-dependent chromatin remodeler activity; zinc ion binding. The coding region runs from base 102 to 3611 and encodes 1169 amino acids.
GACGCCAUCAGGACGUUACGGGGAGGCAGUACACACUAACCGGCGAGCGGGCUCCUUACAUUAGCUCCGUCACAGAGCUACAGUUUACACCACUUUACACCAUGCAGAGGGUUCUCUGUGAUAAACACGGCGGGUUCUGCUUGUUGAAGACCGGGGUGAAGGAAGGGCCGAAUAAAGGGAAGAGUUUCUACGUUUGUACAGCCCGCGACGAAACACCCUGCACUUUCGCUCAGCCUGCCGAAGUUCCACCUUCUCACUGCCUUCUCCAUGAAGAUGCAUUGGUCGAACUUCAGGCUGUAAUUCACAAUGAAAAACAGAACAAUUACAAGUUAUUGUAUCGCUGCGUGACAGGAAAGAAAGAGGGACAGAAGUGGUGUGGGAGUAUUCCAUGGUUAGAGAAAGAUACAGAAAGGAGUCCCUUGUCAGACAAAAAGAAUCACCAUUCAAGUCUACCUCCUGUUAGAAACCCCUUCAAAGCCCCUAGCAAAGUAGACCAAACUUCAGAGUGGAGAAAACUUCAAGAAGGAAAAGCAGUGAAAGGAGAAGUGCCACAAGAAAACAUGAGAGGUUCUAAAAGUACAGCUGUCUCAAAUAGAGAAGUCACCAGUUGUGCAGAGCAAGAGCCUGAAGAGUCUUGGAGAAAUAAGCAACUUCCUGCAGGAAUGAAAAUAAAAAAGCGAACAUCUGAUGAGGAGAGGAAGAACAGUGGCAGUGGUGAAGUGGCUGCUACUGGAGCAAAGGACACUGAGGCUUCAAACGCUAACCAAAAGUUUGAAAGUAUAAAGCAGCAACAAAUGGAGAAAAACUUGAAAUCAUAUGCCCAAGGGGUCCACAAUAAAGAGGAAAGGGUCGAAGCAGCCCCAGACACUGUUCAAACAGUUCAGUCAGAAGUCUCCCAACAAACCCCUCCUCAAAAAGCUGAGGGUAUUCGUCAUAAAACAUCUGCCGUACACUGUGUAAAGCAAAACAUCACCUCUAAGGAAACUGUUACAUCAGCUGUAGACUCGCAGCUACUAACUUCCACUAAAAAGACGCCUAGUCCACAACCUGCCAAAGCAGACAACCCAAACUCUACAUUAGAAGUUCCAAAUGGUACCCAAGCUACAGAAUCUAACCCGAGUCAGGAGAAAACUCAGAAGAGCAAGAGCUCUAUUAACUCUCCUUUUGGAGAGUUUAGUGAUGAGGAUAAUGAUGUUCAGCUGGUGUCUGUGCAGCCAGGUCCUGUACAGGCCUCCCUAACCCCAACUAGACAGGUUCAGAAAACCCUCACAUCCUACGCUGGCUUCCAGCCUGCCUCAAAAGUCAAGAGUAAAGAAGACCCCAGAGCUCUCCACAGCCAACUAACAUCCCAGCUUAAACAGAAGAAGGCCACCCUCUCAGCGGUGAACGUUUCUGCACUUCCCGAUAAAGGAGAGCGACUGAAGAGUCAAGUAAAGCAGCUGGAAGAGGCACUGGACGCUUUGAGUCUGACCAGUUCUGCUCUAACUGAGUCUCAGGAUGCAGACCGUGAGCAACAGCAGAAACCUGUACCUAUUUCAAAUCAGUCCAACCCUUUCAGCCGACCAGGAGGCACAAGGCUUUUGGCAGAGGCACCAGUACUUUUCCAGCAGAAAGCUUCUGUCAGCUCCUUAGAACUACAUCUCAGUCAGGGUUACACACAGAUGUAUGGAGUGAAUCCUGAGAACCAGGCUUUCUAUGGAGGGAGAAUGACUGAGAACAGACUGCUUGCUGUCCGCAACGCCACCACUGAGGCAAUUGACCACCUCCACAACUCACUGGAGUCCUGCCCUUCACCAGAUGCAGAGGCAGAGGACCCCAAAGGAAUCAAGGUCCAGUUAUUACCUCACCAGAGAAGAGCCCUGGCAUGGCUGCUGUGGAGGGAGACUCAAAAUCCCUGUGGUGGUAUUCUUGCGGAUGACAUGGGUUUGGGCAAGACCCUCACAAUGAUUGCUCUCAUUCUGGCACAGAGGAAAAAGAAGGAGGAAAAGGACACAAAACUAGAAGGAUGGAUCUCCAAAAAUGACUCCUCUUUGGUGGCGUCUCAGGGAACUCUGAUCAUCUGUCCUGCCUCUCUGCUGCAUCACUGGAAGAAGGAGAUUGAGAAACACGUAAAGAACAGUCGGCUGAGUGUGUGUCUCUACCAUGGGCCAAACCGACAGAAAAGUGCAAGCGUACUGGCAGAGCAUGAUGUGGUGGUCACCACAUACAGUCUGGUCUCUAAAGAGAUCCCUGUUCAGAAAGAAGACGCAGAACGUCCAAGUCAGGACACAGAGCUUACGGCAUCAGAAAUGGCCCCUCUCCUGCGUGUUGCUUGGGCUCGUGUGGUUCUGGAUGAAGCUCACAACAUCAAAAACCCUAAAGUUCAGACCUCCAUGGCUGUGUGCAAGCUCCGGGCCCGAGCACGUUGGGCUGUCACUGGAACCCCAAUUCAGAACAACCUGCUGGACAUGUACUCACUGCUAAAGUUUUUGAGGUGCUCUCCCUUUGAUGAAUAUAAGCUGUGGAAGGCUCAGGUAGACAAUGGUUCAAAGAGAGGAGGAGAGAGACUCAACAUCCUCACCAGGUCUCUGCUUCUCCGCCGAACCAAGGAUCAGAAAGACUCCACAGGCGCGCCUCUGGUAUCUCUGCCGGACCGAACCUGUGAAGUCCACAGAGUAAAACUGUCUGAAGAUGAGCAGUCUGUUUAUGAUGUAGUAUUUGCACAGUCCAGAUCCACCCUUCAGUCCUAUCUGAACAGGCAUGAGGGAGGAGACGCUAAACAAGGGCACAGUGGCAACCCAUUUGAGAAAGUUGCACGCGAGUUUGGGAUGUCCCAGCAGGAGUCUGUGUCCUCCUCUCAGAACUCUCAGAAGGGUUCUAGCACCAUCCACAUCCUGUCUCUGCUGCUGCGUCUCAGGCAGUGCUGCUGCCACCUGUCUCUGCUUAAGAAGACACUGGAUCAGUCAGAGCUGCAGGGUGAUGGAAUAGCUCUGUCUUUAGAGGAGCAGUUGUGUGCCCUGUCUCUGUCUGAGCCCUCUCAGUCCGACCCAAAAGCCACGGUCUCCCUUAAUGGCAGUCGCUUCCGUUCUGAGCUUUUUGAGGAAAGUCGUGAGAGCACCAAGAUUUCAGCUAUUCUUUCAGAGUUGAAAGAGAUCCGUAAGAAAAAUCAGAAAAGUGUGGUUGUUUCCCAGUGGACAAGUAUGCUACAAAUUGUAGCAGUUCAUUUGAAGAAGAUGGGUCUGCACUUUGAAGUUAUAGACGGCAAAGUCAAUCCAAAGCGGCGCAUGGACCUGGUGGAGGAAUUUAACACUAACCCUAAAGGACCACAGGUAAUGUUGGUGUCCUUAUGUGCUGGUGGAGUGGGCAUUAAUCUGACUGGUGGUAACCAUCUGUUCCUCAUAGACAUGCACUGGAAUCCAGCACUGGAGGACCAGGCCUGUGAUAGAAUUUAUAGAGUGGGUCAGCGUCUGGACGUUACUAUUCACAGGUUUGUUUGCGAGGGCACGGUGGAGGAUAAGAUCUCCUCACUGCAGGAGAAGAAAAAGGAGCUGGCCCAGAAAGUCCUGUCCGGAACUGGCUCCUCCUUCACCAAACUCUCCCUCGCAGAUCUCAGGGUCAUCUUCGGUGUGUAAUGGAGAUAUUUGUGGCAGUAGCUAUAAUGAAUUAUAUCAUCAGAAUGCAAUACUAAAUCAGCUCCAUACUGAAGAACCAAAUGGAACUCAUUUCAUGAGAAAUGCCAGAUGAAGAAAUGUCUUAUUUCAAACUGCUGUGGAAUGUAAUUGUGUUAACUUGUCCAUGGUUGGCAUUCUAUUGGUACUCUGUUUGAUCAUUACUAUAUCUUAACCAGAAGGAGUUCAAAGUUUCUGCUUGUUUACACUAUAUUUUACUCAUGUUGCCUAUAAAACUGUAUAAAACUAAAACAUUCAAUGCAUUAAUAAUACAUUGGAUGUAUAGGUUGGAACACAGCUUUUGGCAAAUACCCUACAGCAACAUACUGCUGUUUAAGUAAUAAACAUACUGCUUUUAGUAAGAGCAACUACUCUUCCGACUGAAACUUUGACAGAUGUUGAGACCUGCGCUAAUUAAUCUCUAAUUAUGAUUGUUUUUAUUUGUUUAUCUGAUAUGUGUUGUUUGUUUAUUUGUAAGGCACUUCAAGCUUGAUUUUAUAAAUAAAACAAAUGAAAUACUUGAACAUGUAA